GCUCGGGCGGUCCGGCUGGCGGCUGCGCCUGGAGGCGACGAUGGCGGCUGCGCGCGGCGGCGGCAAGAGGCUGGUGGAGCUCUUCUUCGACGUGGUGUCGCCCUACUCCUGGCUGGCCUUCGAGGUUCUCUGCCGGUACCGACCCAUAUGGAACAUUGAGCUGCGUUUGCAGCCCACUUUCCUCGCUGGGAUCAUGAAGGAGGCAGGUAACCAGCCCCCCGCAAUGGUUCCCCAGAGAGGCAAGUACAUGACGAAGGACAUCCCGCGGAUGGGGAAGUACUACCAAGUGCCGCUGCAAAUCCCAAAGGAUUUCUUUCGGAGUGUUAUUGAAAAGGGCAGCCUGCCCGCCAUGCGCUUCGUCACUGCUGUGGGUGUGGCGCAGCCCCAGUUCCUGGAGCCGGUGUCGAGAGAACUUUGGAUGCGCCUCUGGAGUCGGGAUGAAGACAUUCUCGAUCAAGAGAGUAUUUUGGCAGCUGCAGAGCAAGCAGGUUUACCCUUGGAUCAAGCCAAGAAGCUUCUGGAAAUGAGCACCUCGCCUGAGGUGAAGAAUCGCCUGAAAGCCACAACAGGCGAAGCGCUGAGACAUGGGGCGUUUGGGUUGCCUUCUGUUGUGGCCCACAUGGACAGCGAGCCCCAACUUAUCUUUGGUUCAGAUCGCUUGGAACUGCUGGCAAACAUCUUGGGAGAAAAAUGGCUGGGGCCUGUCCCUGCACCUUCCAAGUUGUAACUCUGAGAAGUCAAAGGAACAAUAUGUACAACGAAGCAAGGAGACGGACUUGGGAGCAUUGGCCUUACUGGUUUCCACGGAUUCAGAGCAGGAUGGGUAGAGCAUACCCCCUUCAGCCUGAAAUAGAAUGACGCGAGCGCCUGCCCAGCUCCUGCCACUUGAGACCCAUCAGUAUUCCCGAGUGCCAAGUGCCAUGACCACAACAUGUACCUGAUCUGCCCCAGAAACCUCUUGCAGGUGGACAACUUGUAAUGUUGUGGGGUGAGACCGUAAUGGCAAGAGGGUGUGGAUUAACCUAGCCAGUCGGGCCUACCAAGGUUUUGGGGAAGCCCUCUGGUGACGGUGAGAGAGAAUUGGCUCUUGGCACCCUUGUCUCCUAGCUUGCUUUGCCAGCCUGCUUCAGGCAUGGUGGGCAUGUGGCACAAUUGAUAGGUGGAUGGGAUGGGAAUGGCCCUAUGUUGCAAGAGUCCAGCAUCUUCGUGCCAUGUGGCCACGAGUUCCUUCCACCCUCGAUCCUGCCUGCCUGCCCAAUAUCUACAUUUUUAAAGAAGAUGAAAUAGAUUUGUUGGGUUGA
Messenger RNA from Eublepharis macularius, 1301 nucleotides. It is a transcript of the gene GSTK1, whose product is annotated as glutathione S-transferase kappa 1. Gene Ontology annotation, molecular function: glutathione peroxidase activity; glutathione transferase activity. NCBI's taxonomy places the organism in Eukaryota, Metazoa, Chordata, Lepidosauria, Squamata, Eublepharidae. Gene Ontology annotation, cellular component: peroxisome; mitochondrion. Bases 41 to 727 code for a protein of 228 amino acids. The transcript has 8 exons. Gene Ontology annotation, biological process: glutathione metabolic process. The record is from RefSeq and is a predicted model, not a curated record.